Molecule: messenger RNA, 2094 nt
Organism: Penicillium nucicola
Lineage: Eukaryota; Fungi; Ascomycota; Eurotiomycetes; Eurotiales; Aspergillaceae
Product: forkhead box transcription factor
Exons: 1
Coding region: 1-2094 (697 amino acids)
Biological process (GO): regulation of transcription by RNA polymerase II
Molecular function (GO): DNA-binding transcription factor activity, RNA polymerase II-specific; RNA polymerase II cis-regulatory region sequence-specific DNA binding
Source: RefSeq, a predicted model, not a curated record
AUGGGAUCGACGCGUUCGUCGGGCGCACACGUUUCUUCAGUGCUGGCCCCAUCUGAGAUCAUCAGAUCGCAGCCCCGUCUACAACCCUCACCGCUACCACUCCAACCCAUUGAAAAUUCGUCUUUCUAUCCGGCUUCCCGCUCGCACAGGCCAUCGCCGACGAAAGCCUUGCACCCCCAAGGCUCGCACCCGGGUCACGGAAAACUCGGUUUCGUCCCCAUCUCUGCGCCCACUCCGCCCAUGUUUACCACCGACUCCCCAGCGAAGAAAGCGCCGUUCCCAAUUUACUCCCAGUCCUCGAUGCCACAAUCUGCUCUCUUCACCACCUUCUCCAGUGUCAACCCGCAAUCUGCGAAAGAAAACCACCGCCCAGAAGAACUGUCAAAUGACAGUUUCGCAGACUUCCCCGAACCGUCAUAUGAAUCAAAACUUCCAAUGAAGCGCACGCUGAUGGAAGCCGCGCCGUUGAAGGAACGCGCCAAUAAAAAGCAACGACGCGACGACGCGACAACGGCGUGUCUACCUGAACCGCACGAGAUGCCGUCAGUUGAAGAUGACGGCACCAAGCCGCCUUACAGCUAUGCCACUUUGAUUGGCAUGUCGAUUUUGCGCGCAAACAAUCGGCGCUUGACCCUGGCGCAGAUCUACAAGUGGAUCUCAGACACCUUCUCAUACUACAAGAACAGCGACCCAGGCUGGCAAAACAGCAUCCGACACAACCUCAGUCUGAACAAGGCCUUCAUCAAGCAAGAGCGACCUAAGGAUGACCCAGGCAAGGGUAACUACUGGGCCAUUGAACCUGGGAUGGAAGCGCAAUUCCUCAAGGAUAAGCAAGUGCGCCGCGCCACCAUGUCCAGCCUUCCUCUUCCUGCUAUUCCUCAGCGCGACCUUGGGUUAUCUCACUCUGCCAGCACCACCACUUGGAUUGUUCCGCCUCCUCCUACCCAUCAUGCUCCUACACCUAAGCCACCUCCAGUGCCAGACUUGGAUUCCGACGCGACUCUACCUGCGUCCGACCCGGCUCUUCAAGAUGAUGCAGACGAUAUUGUUCCAAUCCCUGCCGCUCAUACAGUUCCUCGUUCCUCUCCCCCUCAGACUAUUCGAUCAUCUCCCCCCAUUGCUCCUCCUCGCUUUGCCCGUCAAAAUACUCCUCCUACACCAACUCAAACUGGACCCACCCCCGCCCCUCGCCCUCGUAAGCGCAAGUCGAUCACAAUGAACGACAGUGGUUACUUCUCAUCUUUGGAAUCAUCUGCCUUCCGGCCGAACAAGGCCGGUCACAUUUUGACUUCUGAUUUGGAUAUCGAACCACCGCGCAUCAAGCGAGGUCGUGCAGAAGAGGAAAUUGCGCGUAUGCGCAGCUCGUCUCAUGACAUUAGUCCAGGCCAACCCACAAUGCGCAAAAAUCCAAACCCUAUCAUUGGAUCUUCCCCUCUGCGCAGUCAAUACGUGAGCAUGCUGCCGCCUCCAUUGACUCCUGUGAUCAAAUUCAAGAAGCCUGCCAAGCCACCGCCUUCCGUGUCUCCAAACACCAACCUACGAAAUCACCGUCGCAAAAUCCAGCAAAUGGUCAACUCGCCUAUUAAGCACUUGGGUCUUACCGACCAGGAACUUCCUUGGAGCCCGGCGUUCAACUUGCAAGACGAAAGCUAUACCCCCAAUGAUCACUAUCAUACGACCUUCGAUGUCUUUGCAGACACUGGCGCAGAUCAAAUCUCGUAUGGAUCACCAGAGAAGCGUUCAGUCAAGCGUGGACGAACCGACAGUGGAAAUUCUGCUCUCACCGACAUCACCUCUGUCAACAUCAACAGCCGCUUUGGAGUGCCUCCUCUCCCCAGAUCCAAGUCCGCCAUAUUCCCCGAGUCGCCAUCCAAGCUCCCAGAAACACACCGCUAUGGAGAUGCCGGCCAAGAAGAUUUCUUCUCUUUCCAUCUCUUCGAUGAGGGGAAUGACAGCUCUGGCGAAGUUGAUGGCGUUGAUCUGUUGCAAGGCUUCCAGAAGAUUGGAGGUAUGAGCAAAGAAGACACUUUGAAGCCCAAGUCGCUUCAUUCGCGACCCCAACUGGGUAACCGCAGCAGCACAACUCUGUUUUAA